AUGACUGAGAAUCUCUACAGACAUUUGAAGAAGUGCCAGAAGAAGAGAUCAUGCUCAAGAGUCAUACCCAAAAACUACCAGCAGCUCAUGGCCUUGGUGUCUGCAGUCUCAGAGGUCAACAAAGAUCUAGUUCUCUUGUCCAACGUCACCCUUGGCUUCACCAUCUAUAGCAAUUCUCAGACUGAGAUGUCAAUUUCCUCAAACAGCGUCUUCCUGCUCUCCACACGAGGCCAAAUGGUUCCAGGUUACAAAUGUGACAUGAAGGACCCUCUGCUCUCUGUCAUUGGAGGUCUCAAAUCCAAAUCCUCAAGGCAGAUGGCCUCCAUCUUCAGCAUCUUCAAGAUCCCACAGCUCGGUGUUGGCUUUGAGUUCACUCAGGGAGACAGAAGAGUUUAUCCUUCCUUCUUCCGGAUUAAUCCCAAUGAGUUUCUUCAGUAUGUAGGCUUAAUCCAGCUGCUCCUGUACUUCCAGUGGAACUGGGUUGGGCUUAUGGCUCCUGAAGACGACAGUGGAGAACGUUUCAUCUCAUCUCUGACGCCAAUGCUGAAGGAGAAGGAGAUCUGCUUGGCCUUCACAGAAAAGUUGAAAUUGAAUUUUCUUGCUACUCCAAUGUUGGAAUUUGUUCAUAUUUUCAAAACAUGGUCUAAAGCUGAAGUGAUGAUUCUGUUUGGAGACCCCAACAGUAUUAGAAAUAUUCUCCCCUAUCUGAGGAACAUCAAAUUCAACAAUAGUGCUGGAGAGGAAGUCUCCUUCUUAGAAAAUGGAUUGUUGUCUGCUCUAUAUGAUCUUCUCAACUGGCUUUUCCUCCCCAAUCAAUCUUUUGUCCCUGUGAAAGUGGGGCAAAUAAAUCCCGGAGCGCCCCCAGGCCAGGAUUUCACCAUUAACUCCGAUGCAAUCAUCUGGACCAAAAAGGUGCCUUUUGCCAGGUGUGGCCUGAAGAGGUGCCAGGCAGGAGAGAGGAGAAGAGUUCCAGAGGGCGAGCAGGUUUGCUGCUACAAAUGUGAACAUUGUCCAGAAGGAACCAUUUCUAAUCAAACAGGUAAUAUAGACCAGCCUCGCUGUGACCCUUGCUCUGAUGACCAGUACCCCAACUAUGACAACAACCACUGCAUUGCCAAGAAGGUCCAUUUCCUUGCCUAUCAAGAUACCUUGGGAUACACUUUAAUUUCUCUCUCUCUUUCUCUCUUUGUGAUCACAUUGGCAGUCCUGGCAAUUUUCCUUAAACAUCGUGACACACCAAUCAUCAAGGCCAACAACCGAGAUCUCACCUAUAUCCUCCUGGUCUCUCUGCAGCUCUGCUUCCUCUGCUCCUUCCUCUUCAUUGGUCAACCUGGAAAGUUCACCUGUCUCUUCCGACAAACUGUCUUUGCCGUUAUCUUCUCCCUUGCAGUUUCCUCUGUAUUAGCCAAAACUCUCAUGGUGGUUCUGGCAUUCAUGGCCACCAAGCCAGGGAACAAGACAAGGAAACUCUUAGGAAAACCACUGACCUACUCCAUUGUCUUAGUCUGUCCUUUCAUCCAAGGAAUUAUUUGUGCCAUCUGGCUAGUCACCUCUCCUCCAUUUCCCAACUUGGACUUCUACUCCUUGGUAGGAGAGGCCAUCUUGGAAUGUAAUGAAGGCUCAGAUUCAAUGUUUUAUGCUGUCCUCACCUAUCUGGGUUUCCUGGCCCUGGUCAGUUUCACAGUGGCCUUUAUGGCUAGGAAAUUGCCUGACAGCUUUAAUGAAGCCAAGUUCAUUACUUUUAGCAUGCUGGUCUUUUGCAGUGUUUGGAUCACCUUCCUCCCCACCUACCUGAGUACCAAAGGGAAGUCCAUGGUGGCCGUGGAGAUCUUCUCCAUUUUGGCCUCUGGAGCUGCUCUCUUGGCCUGUAUCUUUUCCCCCAAAUGUUACAUUAUUUUACUGAGGCCUGACCUGAAUUGUCGAGAGAAUAUAAUGAGGCACAAGAAUUUCUGAUUUAUGAAGGAAUUGGGAAAUGUAUUUUGAUUUUUGGACAUUUCUCAAAAGGGAUAAGUGAGAAAAGGACUUGUGCAUUAUAUAGUUGGAAAUUGUGUGAUUGACUGUUCACAAAGUAUUGGUUAAUCAACAACAAUCACCCACUCUUUUUUUUUAUUAAUGCCAGGUGUCCAUAGAGAGGCUGCA
Messenger RNA from Pantherophis guttatus, 2139 nucleotides. NCBI's taxonomy places the organism in Eukaryota, Metazoa, Chordata, Lepidosauria, Squamata, Colubridae. The record is from RefSeq and is a predicted model, not a curated record.